Anopheles maculipalpis is the source of this 616-nucleotide messenger RNA. RefSeq names its product zinc finger CCCH domain-containing protein 6. The coding region runs from base 14 to 616 and encodes 200 amino acids. Gene Ontology annotation, molecular function: metal ion binding. Lineage: Eukaryota; Metazoa; Arthropoda; Insecta; Diptera; Culicidae. The transcript has 2 exons. The record is from RefSeq and is a predicted model, not a curated record.
CACACCUUGCGAGAUGUUUUCACUGGUAGCAGAUUAUGGCGAUAGUGAAGAAUCUUCCUCAUCCGAUUCAUCGGACGCUAGUAGUAAUACUGAAAAACCCACAAACCUACCACCGAAAUCCAACUUUAAACAGCAAACGUAUGAUUUAAAUCAUGACCAAUCCGUACCACCGUUGCCCAGUGCCCGCUCGAUGCUACAGUCCGGAUCGAGUCGCAUCAUCCCGGGCAGCGUAUUUAGCAAUCCGUUCCGUGAGGCGGAAGAAGCGAAACUUGCCAGCCUGGAAAAGCACGUUAAGAUGGUCGAUCCAGAAGCGAUUGCAGCCGAACAGAAGCGAAAAGUGUGCUGGAGCUACAAGAAGGGACGGUGCCGGUUCGGUAGCAAAUGUAACUUUGCACACGAUUCCGAUUUGAUACUGCGCAAAGAGUUGCCGACGGAAGCUGGGAGUGAAAAUGAGCAGGAAAGCAGGUCGACGGCAACCGAGCCGGAAGCGGUAACGAUGGUGAAGAAACCGUUUCCACCGGAUAGGAAAAAGCGUCCCGGUUUAAGCCGGGAGCUGGUACCGCCAAAGAAGGUGCUAAAGAUGUAUCACAAGGAAAAAUACGGGAUGCUUAAAUAA